Molecule: messenger RNA, 2243 nt
Organism: Pezoporus occidentalis (night parrot)
Lineage: Eukaryota; Metazoa; Chordata; Aves; Psittaciformes; Psittacidae
Product: TLR adapter interacting with SLC15A4 on the lysosome-like
Exons: 2
Coding region: 381-1514 (377 amino acids)
Biological process (GO): regulation of toll-like receptor signaling pathway
Source: RefSeq, a predicted model, not a curated record
CCCAUCAGAAGAAGGUCACAAGACUAUAAAUCUGGCUAUUUGUUUCAAAAGGGGAAAUGUAAAUAUCACCGCCUCUGUAAGUCAGGUGGGUGACAGCACGAAGCUGAACUGCUCUAGAUGGAAGUGCUGGGUGGAAUUCAGGUUUGGUUUUGAACAGCCGGGUGAAGUAAGACAUGGUGAUCCUUCAGAGGACUUAGUUGGUGUUAAGUGAUGUACUGUGGCAGUUAGCAACUCAUCAGCAUUGCACCACAGCCAGAAACGACUCCGUUCGCUUUUUUAACAUCCUCUUUUAGCUCUGCUGUCACUUGGUAUUCAAAAACCGUGCCCUUUUCCAGUGGGAUCACUUCUGUUUUAAAAGGGAAAGAAAAGGGAACUAAAUCAUGUGUACUGUUUUUUUCCACACAGACAGCAGUGAAGAAAGGGUAUGUAAGAGUCUGUUCUUGUGCAGCUGCUGUAGUAGGAGAGUUCUGGGCUAUGUGACCAUCCGCCUCCCUUACUUGACGAGGUUUGAGAAGGUUGAGGUACUCUGCUUGUCACUCACAGGACUACAUGGAACUCUGCUGAUCAGGCUGUUACUCACACUUGUCAUCAUGUUGGCAGAAGGCAUCUUAACUAGAUUCAUGUAUAAAGAAAGCUGUCAUCAAGAUAAGCCUCACAAAUCUCAUGCACCCAGAAAGGAUAAAGAGGGAAUCUGGAGACAGAAACUUGUAGACAACCCAAAAAUCAGAGGCUUUGCUGAUGGACAUGAGAAGCAGGGUGAGAUCCCUGCUAGAAGCAGCAAAAUGGAGCACAGGAGCAGUCCUCAGUGGAGAUCUAUAGAAAAGGAACCUGCAAAGGAACGCAAAGUGCUUGUUAAAGGAACCGUGUCACCGGCUUUGCAUAUCCCCAGGAGAGAACAGGAUACUGAUCAGGUGGAUUUGUACAGGUCCUGGUUGUGCAACAGCAUUUACCAAAACUACCCUGACCUGCACAUUGGGGGAGACCGCGUGGGGGACCACGCGUGUGAUUCAGGUUGUGUUUUGGACCAUGCGUGGGAUGAACUUCCCGAUGGCCCUGUUUUACUGUCUGCAGAUAUCCCUCUAGGUCAGUCCCCUCCACGUGAGCAUCCCGAAAAACCAAGUGUGAAGUCCCUGCCUGGAGAUGAAGCUGGGGAAAGGAGUAUUGUGCUCUGUAAGGAGCCCCUUUCAAACUCCGUGCUCAACAGGUACAUGGAAACAAAAGUGGCAGAGCUCUAUAAAGAGGUUUUUGAAGAAAACCUGACCAGAUGUGGUUCUGUAACAAACCUCCUCACCUGCAGCUGGGUAAGGAAUAACCUGACUCAGCUAAGCUUUCAGCUAUCACAGGAGCAGAACAUCGAAACAUCGAAAGCCAGAGAAGUGCUCUUGCACUCUUUAGCUUUGUUUAGUUUGUGCAACACUACCAAUAGGAAUAGCUCUGAAUUCAGUACUCCAAACUUACUAAUCUCAAACCCAGCAUGCAUGAGGAAGAGCUGCAGGACACAGUUUACAUCGUGACUGAUCGACUUAGCUGGAGCGGUGAAUAUGGUUUGGAUGUGAAUAUUUCACUCCAAGGACUAGGUUGGGAAAUAAAACAUUUACACACUACAGACUUUUUCAGAUGAAUAUGUUAAGGCUUGAAUCAUACUUUGUUAACAGAGGAAGUAAAGGUCAUUGUUUCCUUUUUUCCUAAUAUAGAAUUUGAAAUUAAUUUCUCUCUAAAAUACUACUCAACCAUAUUUUUAUACUGUAUAUGUCCUCCUAAGACUUUGUAUGAAUAGUCAUGUACCAUUGGAUUUACUCCUGAAAGAAAGAAAAAUCAGUUGGAACAUGGCUGAUAAAACUUUCCUCUAAGAGACCGAUCCACCCAACCAGAUAGUGAAAGAGUCAGGUUGUCUUUACUAGACUGGACCAUGUGGUUGAAGCCCAAGUUUGAACUACUGGGGUUCAAAUUUUGCUCCUGCAAAGCUUGAUCACAGUGCAAAAUGUUUCCUUGGUUUGAAAACCUUGUGGGCAGGUGGAGGCGUGCAGGACUCGGGGAUUAUUUUGUGCAUACCAUACAUAGGAAAUAUAUUGACAGGAUACAUGAAUGAAGACACUAAUGUUAUUGCAAAUGUACGUUUGUACUGCGUAGGUGGAGAAUGUUACAAUGAAAAUCUGGGUGAUUGUUGAUCAAGAUUGUAAAAAUGUUUAAUUUUUUUUAAAAAAUGUUUUUCUUUUAAAUAAAUCCUUACCUCUCUGAUGAAA